Daucus carota subsp. sativus is the source of this 1190-nucleotide messenger RNA. RefSeq names its product stem-specific protein TSJT1. The record is from RefSeq and is a predicted model, not a curated record. The transcript is spliced from 4 exons. Lineage: Eukaryota; Viridiplantae; Streptophyta; Magnoliopsida; Apiales; Apiaceae. The coding region runs from base 107 to 856 and encodes 249 amino acids.
UCUACCAGCCCAAGAGUCCAAGACCAUCUUUUCUGUGUUCAUCUCCCACCUAUACAUACACAAAACGAUAUUUACAUACAUUCAUCUGAACUUAUAAUAUAACAAAAUGCUAGCCGUUUUUGAUAAAUCUGUAGCAAAAAGCCCUGAGGCUUUACAAAAUGCCCAAUCUGAAUCAGUUAGUGCACUCAAAGAUGGCUUCUUGGCCCACCAUUUUUCCUCUGUGAAGCCUGGUUCUGUCACUAUUAAUCUUGGGGCUGCUGGUGUUCUGGCCUACUCCAUGGAUAAACAAAGCCCUUUUCUUCCCAGAUCAUUUGCUGUGACGGAUGAUAUAUUCUGUGUGUUUCAAGGCCACAUUGAAAAUGUUGCACAUCUUAAGCAACAGUAUGGAUUGGGCAAGAAUGCAAAUGAAGUGAUCAUUGUUCUAGAGGCUUACAGGACUUUAAGGGAUAGAGGUCCUUAUCCUGUAGAUCAGGUCUUGAGAGAUUUUCAUGGAAAAUUUGCAUUUGUUCUCUAUGACGGGUCUUCAAAAUCUGCAUUUGUCGCUGCUGAUGCUGAUGGAAGUGUGCCCUUCUUUUGGGGUACUGAUUCUGAAGGAGAUCUUGUUAUCUCGGAUGAUGUUGAUGUUAUAAGCAAGAGCUGCAAGAAGUCAUUUGCACCAUUUCCAAAAGGAUGUUUCUUCACAACCUCUGGGGGCUUAAGGAGUUUUGAGCACCCUAUGAAUGAAUUGAAGCCAAUGCCAAGAGUAGACAGCUCAGGGGAGGUUUGCGGUGCAACCUUCAAGGUGGAUGCAGAGUCCCGAAAGGAAACUGGAAUGCCUAGAGUUGGAAGUGCUGCUAAUUGGUCCCAACAUUACUGAACAAAAAUACCUUUAACAUUGUAGCAAGUCCUUGGAUAUCAUUAGUGGGCCUUGCUGAGUCUUCCACACUUGUUCUUCAUAUUCAUAUCAUGAUUGCUCAUGGUUUACUGGUAAUGAACUUCUCUCUCUGUAUGGUUGAGUAAACUUGGACCUGUGAUACAGCCAUGAAUGUGGUGCUUACCAUUUCAUAUAAUACAGCACAUUAUAAUUCUCAGGAGCUGUGAAAUAAUAGUACUAUCAAGAUUAGCUUGUCACUAGACAAGAAAUGCUUGUACGAUACCGCCAUCCUUUUUUCUUUUGUGAUGUUAAUUUUACAUGCAUUGUUCGUUUUCAA